AUGGUAGGUGCAAAACCUUGCAGUUCUCCUGGUCCACCAGAUGCUAAACUGAGUACCAAAUAUGGUGAAUUACUUCAAAAUUCAACUGAGUACAUAUCACUUGUUGGAGCUUUGCAAUAUCUUACUUGGUCCAGACCUGAAAUUGCCUACUAUGUGAAUCAGGUAUGUCAAUUUAUGCACUCACCUACUACAACACAUCUAUCAGCAACAAAGAGAAUACUUAAAUAUAUUAAAGGCACUCUAGGACAGGACAUAUUAUUCACUAAGGGCGUUACUGUUGUAUCCGGUUACACUGAUGCUGAUUGGGGAGGAGAUCCUGACACUAUAAGGUCCACAAGUGGUUUUUGUUUGUUCUUUCGUAAUAAUCCAAUCUCUUGGUCUGCUAAAAGCAACCAACUAUCACUAGAAGAUCUACAGAAGCUGCGUACAAAUGUUUAUCAACAUCUCAAAGAUUUAUACAUUUUUCUACCUUCUUCACCGCAGCUGCUUUGUGAUAACAGAAGCUCAGUAUCCCUUGCUUGA
Messenger RNA from Papaver somniferum (opium poppy), 522 nucleotides. RefSeq lists its product as uncharacterized. NCBI's taxonomy places the organism in Eukaryota, Viridiplantae, Streptophyta, Magnoliopsida, Ranunculales, Papaveraceae. The transcript has a single exon. The coding region runs from base 1 to 522 and encodes 173 amino acids. The record is from RefSeq and is a predicted model, not a curated record.